AUGUUACCCAAAGAAAGUCUAACACCAACACACACCAAUGAAUUGUCAGACAUUAAACCUGGAUGCUCAAAACGGCAUCGACGGUGGUAUCACAAGAGUCGACAUUGCUCUAGAGGAGGACAUGUUGACCCUUCUAGCAACAUUAACGAUGCUCUGACAAGAAAUCAGAGAGAAGCUUUACCCAAUACUUCCGGAUCAGCGGUUUAUUUUGCACAGAGUGGUAGUCACACGGAGUCUGGGGACGUUACGGCCAACCCUGGCCCUUAUUUCAACAAUCAAAAGACAAAAAAAUCUGAUGAUAAGCCACAAGACGCUACAUCAAUGGCUCAGCGAGGAUCCUUUCAUUGUCAUCAGAGGCCAAAGCGCCACAAACACGCUACGAGAGUAGCGCUGCGUGUGCAAUUGGACAACCUUGAUAAUUUACCCCCUCGCGCUCGGGAAUUGACACAACAGCUCAUCGAUAACACUUACGAAUGUUUAAGCUGUCUCGAAUUGAUUAAGAUUGAUGAUGCUAUCUGGUGCUGUUCUUGCUGCUUUAAUAUGUGUCACUUGCGGUGCAUCCAGCGGUGGGCAUGUAAAGGAGCUAGCAGCUCUCGUCUUGAUGAAGCCUACAGUUCAUAUUGCUGCCCACAAUGUCGGACAGAGUACACAGAGUCAGUAAAACAGUACAAAUGUUUUUGUAAAAGGAUGAUAAACCCACCUUACGAUCCCUUUGUUAUUCCGCACAGCUGUGGCAGCAUUUGUGGGAAGGCACGGAAGAACGGUUGCCCGCAUCCGUGCGCACUGCAAUGCCACCCGGGGCCGUGUUCCGAGUGCCAUGUUACUAUAGGGCCUCUAGCUUGUCCGUGUGGCUCGAUAACGUACAGCUACCGAUGUGGCGAGCCGAUUCCUCAUGUGACCUGUGACAAUUUUUGUGGGAAGGUCCUCAGCUGUAAUAAGCACCACUGUGAGCGUACUUGCCACAUUGGGGAAUGUGGAGACUGCACUAAACUCAUUACAGUCACAUGUCCAUGCGGCAAAGAAACAGGAGAGGUGCAGUGCAGCUCAGCUGUCUUCUUGUGUGGCAAGUCGUGUGGAAAGCCUUUGACAUGUGGAAAUCACAAUUGUACUUUGGAUUGUCAUGCUGGAGACUGCCCACCUUGCGAGGAGGACCCAUCUAUUGUUCAGACGUGUCCGUGCGGGGCGGCACCGCUGUCACAGGUACGGCAGUCAUGCUUGGAUCCCAUUCCGAGAUGUGGGCGAAUUUGUAGCAAGACGCUAAAAUGUGGGCUUCACAACUGUACCAAGGAGUGCCAUACAGGCCCAUGUAUGCCCUGUGUGGCGCGGUUGGAGACUUCUUGUCGCUGUCGUCAAAUUCGAAAGCUGGUAAACUGUACGGAGGCCGAUAACUUUCAGUGCACAAGAGCCUGCGGUACUCGACUUUCCUGCGGUAGACACUAUUGCAAGGUUGUUUGCUGUCCACAUCGAAAUAAGACGAACGUUUCGCAGCAUGAAUGUCGUCUCGCGUGCGGGCGUAAACUCAAAUGUGGCCACACUUGUUCUGAGCCUUGUCACCGCGGGGCGUGCCCGUCCUGUGUUUACUUCAUAACAGAGCCACUGUAUUGCCGUUGUGGGCGGACGAUGCUGAUGCCCCCCCAGCCGUGUGACGCAAAGCCUCCUGAUUGUCCGCAUUUGUGCGAGGUAAGGCCGGCGUGUGGUCAUCCGCCUGUCCCGCAUCGGUGUCACUACGGGGACUGUCCUGUCUGCACUUACUUGGUCUCGAAGAAAUGUGUGGGAGGACACAUGGUAGUCGAGAACACACCCUGUUGGCAACCCAAUGUCACAUGCCCGCAGAAGUGCCGUAAGUUACAUCCUCUCUGUAGGCACCCCUGCUUGCGGCCAUGCCAUGGUGGACCCUGUAUGGAUGAGCAGCACCCUUGCACUCACACCUGCAUAAACGUCCACCAAGAAUGCGGCCAUGCCUGUGAGCGCCCUUGUCACGUGGGAUCUGAGUGCCCACCUUGUCAACACUUGAUGACACGUACCUGUGAGUGUGGACGAAUCCGUCGUCGUGUCCCAUGCGUGCAGUUUCGUGCACAAAUUGAGCGACAUCGACAAAAACACCUUGUUGAGCCAUUUGAAAUACCAUGUGACAAAGACUGCUUAUACGAAGCUCGACUUACUAUCCUCUCGGCUCUCGCCAAGGGUGCUACGCACACUUCUUCCCUGUCUCCCGAGACACCGUCGUCCCUCCUAAAGAGUAGUGGUUGUGAUCCUCUGAUCCCUUUCUUUUAUUCUAUUCAACUGUGGGAGCACAUUUCUGAGAAGGGUGUGGCUGUGGUAGAGCAAAUAGAAAAACAGCUUAAAAAUUUUCUCGCAGGGUCGGAGUCACUUGUUUCGCUUCCCCCGGCGCAUCCUGAGAAGCGCAUGCUUAUUCAUUCCAUCGCGGCAUUCUACAAGGUCGAGGUAGAAAGCGUGGACCACGGCCGACAUCGAUCCUGUUUAUUGAAGCGGAAUCCGUUGAGCCACAUGCCACCGAUACUUUUGAGUGAGGCGAUCAAAUCCCCUGAAUUAUACGACCCACGAUUGUUUUUUUGGGCAGUUGUGGAGUCCUCCAGGACGGGGUCUGUACCAUUAACUUCCGCCUCUUUCAAAGCACCUUGGGAGACGAACGGUUCCGACAGCAGAAUGGCAGACGAGGACCACUUACAACGAAUGUCCAUUAAGGGUUCCACAAAGGGGAAAUCUUUGCUACCACAGUUAGGUAUAUAUGUCUUUGGCGAGGCGGUAAAUGAGCGAACCUUGAUGCAAUUGCUUUCCCCUGAGCUUGUUGGGUCUUUUGUUUUUGGCUCUUUCGAGGAGUGUGACGACCGAAACAAGGCACUCCUCGUCUUUACAUCACCCACAAAGCAGCAAGAAGGGUGUAGGGUAUUUCGGCAAAAAGCAGCACCAUUCCAAUUUUGGGUUCCGAUUCAGUGA
Messenger RNA from Phytomonas sp. EM1, 2958 nucleotides. Lineage: Eukaryota; Euglenozoa; Kinetoplastea; Trypanosomatida; Trypanosomatidae. The record is from the annotation of a GenBank genome assembly.